UCCAAAUGCCACGUUGUCACAAUCACACAGACAGCAAGCUGAGCAACAAGUUAUACAUUGUGUGAGCAGAACCAGCAAGGUGUAGUAGCAUAUGUAAACCUAACUAUGUCUGGACUCAAUGUCUCCCUUGGUUACUUUCUCGCUGUUGUGGCGUUUGGUGGAGCUUUUACAGUAUUUUUCAGAAAAUGGCCUCGUUUGAGCGUUGCAGCAGAGUUUCCGGCCUCAUUUGUGCUGGUGGCAUGCAGGCUGGAGGUGCAGACCAUUAUAGAGGUGGGCGAGUGGGCAGGAGGACUGGGUCCGGAUGUGACUCUAACCAUACUGUUUUUGGUGCUGCUGACUCAUGGUGUGAUCUGUGCUGGAGCCACUGGAAACCCCUCCCUGACUCUGAUGAAUUUCCUGCUGCUGGAGACCCAUACUCUGCCCACUCUGCUGGCUCUGGCUGCUCAGUUCCUGGGGGCACACCUGGCCCUGCUUGCGGCUGGCUACUACUGGGCCCUGGAGCUCAAUGACAUGCACAUGAUUAAGAACCUGAUGUCAAGGGAGUGCAGCACAGCCCUGCGUGUCUCCCUAGUGCAGGGGGUCUUUUCUGAGUGUGUGUGUGCAUUCAUCUUUUAUCUGAUAUACAUCAGCCUGAAAUGUCGCUCUGCGCUGAUUCGGGUUCCUCUCGUUGCAGCUGUGCUCACCUUCUUCUCUCAUGCAGCCAGUGAUUAUACCUCGGCUUUCCUGAACCCCUCCCUGGCCUAUGGCCUUACCUUCUACUGUCCUGGGUUCACCUUUACGGAGUACUCAGUGGUCUACUGGCUUGGGCCCAUUAUUGGAAUGACCCUUGCCCUUCUCCUGUACAUGGGCCACAUCCCCAGGAUUUUUACCAAGAACCUGCUGUAUUCCCAGAAGACCCGCUUCCGGUUGCCAAAGGGGGAGGGAGAUAAAAAAAAAAAGUGAAUACACUGCUCAAUUUCGUUCUUAUUGGGAUAUUUCAUUAUGCACAUAGCAUUAUAUUCAACAGCCAAUUAUGAUACAAUCUAUCUCUCAUGUACAACCUGUGUUCUUUCAGAAGUAAUACAUCAAUUGAAAAUAACUAUUUUAAAUAAACAUGUUUAUUUAAAAAAAAUGUAAACAUUGGUUGUCGUUUCUGAACUUACUGUACAUUGUGAACAAGUUGAGGUAUACACAAAACUCAAUCCAUCCAUUUUUUGCAUUUUUACCAACCUCAACCAUUACAAUCAUAAUCCGUUACAGAAAUACCACUGAUGUAAUGCUAAUAGGUUG
Molecule: messenger RNA, 1269 nt
Organism: Coregonus clupeaformis (lake whitefish)
Lineage: Eukaryota; Metazoa; Chordata; Actinopteri; Salmoniformes; Salmonidae
Gene: aqp12
Product: aquaporin 12
Exons: 3
Coding region: 106-942 (278 amino acids)
Biological process (GO): transmembrane transport
Cellular component (GO): cytoplasm; membrane
Molecular function (GO): channel activity
Source: RefSeq, a predicted model, not a curated record